AGCCAUGAAAUUCAAAUUUUUAUCCCUCGUGACCAAAAAAACUGGUUCUUCGUGUCCUUCCUGCACCCACGUGCACCCUCGACCGUAAAGUUCGACUGGAAUUUCCUAACAAGGUCCACUUUUCCACACCACUCUCUCUGAUCCAGUCAAACGAGUCUAUCGUUUCGUUGUCAUCCAACCCAGAUCCAAUCCAACGAUACAACAAAUGGUUAUUGACCAUACGAUCUCGAAGAAUCGUUCGAAAUUUAUGAUCUGUAAUGAAAUAAAAUAAUCCCGUUGCAGCUGAAAACCCGGAAAUCGAACGAUCACCGCCAAUAGUCGAUGAUGAUCGGUCUUGUAUCGAUGGAAAAACACUCGAGCACUAUCAGACUAUCCAGCAAUUCCCUUCGAUCAGCGAUAACCGACAAUCAAACGAAAUAAAAAAUAAAAUACACUCGCAGUACACGGGGUAAUUAACUCGUUAAACUCAUAUGAUAAUCCGGUGAGAAAAUACUUGAGGUAUUACCGAGUCAUAUCACAUAAUUCGAUGGCUAUGACAUUGUCGCGAAGACAAUUUGUUUCAAGGCCACUGGGGAAACCGGCCAAGUGCAGGAACAUGGGGAUGAUUAUGUCAUGGAGGAGGCAACUGUGGAGAUAGCGCCAUUAUCUUGGGGGGAGAUGUGGAAUGGCCGACAGUGGGCCAACUGUUACGGAAGGGCAACGGAAGAAUUUACUAUUAUUUCUGUUUUGAUGUUUCUCAAGAAAUUCCAGUAAUUUGUUUUUUUUCUUGAGCCCUUCUCUAUAACUGUAGUUCAUCAUUAGACUGUUCAUUUAAUGAUUUUAUGACCUGUGAGGCCUCUACAAUUUCAACAUUUCGAAAUCAAUGAGGAAAACCCUAAAACAUUCGUUAAAAAAAAUCCUGAAAUUCUUUUUUGCGACAGUUCAGCUGAAUUAAAUUCAACUGAUUACAAUUAUCAGUUAAAUAACAAAGAAAAAACGGAAAUAGAUGCCUCAAGAAAUAGUGAAAAUAAAAAUCCUGAUUGAAAAUUAAUCGAGAGGGAGCAAAGAGCCAAUCAAUCGCAAUAUUUUUUCGCUUAUCGCGGACUUUCAGCCUUCAAAGUUCAUUGCAUUAUGCAAUCGUGAAAAUUUACUGGCAUUAGAUUAUUUGACAAAGGAUAUCAAAACGAAAUCGGGAAAUAUUCUUUUCCACUGGGAGGUGUGUCCCCUGAUGCGGAAGCAGGUGCGCCUGUGUCGUUACUCUGCUUUUCCACCUUCAGUUGGCUCCCACUUUAGCUUCCAAUCGGUUGUAAUCGGUAUCGAUGGUGCAGGCUCGACUAGAUGCUUUCACUGCACGCAUUCAGUAGAAAUUCAUCCCGCCGAAGGAUCGUUCAGGAGAGAUUUAAGGACGAGGAGAGCAUUCCAUCAGGGGAUUUCAAGACAUCCGAGAGCACGCCAUUGCUGGCAGAUCCCACGAUGACCGAAUCACACAUGGGAAUAUCCCAGCAAACGCUGGUAUCUCGAGGAGGUGAUACAUCCGCCCGUAAACUACCGCAGUACAUAGCAGGCCUGGCAGCGACCCUGGGAGCCCUAGCAGCCGGAAUGGUCCUGGGCUGGACGUCACCAGCGGGGGAGAACGGUGUCCUCCUCGCGAAAGAGUACAACAUCAACAUCGACAAAGAGGACUUCUCCUGGAUCGGCUCGAUCUUCAACCUCGGAGCAGCGACAAUAUGCGUUCCCAUCGGAAUGCUGACGGACAUCAUCGGCAGGAAGAAAUCCAUGUUGGUGCUGGUGGUGCCAUUCACAAUUGGCUGGGCAUUGAUAAUUUGGUCCACCUCAGUCGGCAUGUUCGAGGCUGGUCGUUACAUCCUGGGUGUCAGUGGUGGUGCCUUCUGCGUGACAGCUCCCAUGUACACAGGAGAAAUAGCUGAGAACUCCAUAAGAGGAAGUUUGGGAUCGUACUUCCAGCUGAUGUUGGUCAUUGGUAUUCUUCUUUCCUAUGUUCUGGGUUCAUUCGUCACGAUGUUCACGUUGUCCCUGAUCGCUGCGAUCAUUCCCCUGGUCUUCGUCGUCAUCUUCUUCUUCAUGCCAGAGACACCAACGUAUCACCUGAAGAAGGGAAACGUCGAAGCUGCGAGACAGAGCUACCGAUGGCUUCGCGGACCGGACUACAACAUCGAAGGCGAGCUGGAGAACCAGAGGGCCGCUCUCGCUGAAGUGGAGCGCAAUCAGACAUCGUUCCUGACAGCAAUACGAUCCAAGGCCGCCAUCAGAGGACUCAUCAUCGCAUUUGGGCUCAUGUUCUUCCAACAACUCAGUGGAGUCAACGCGAUUAUCUUCUACUCGGGAUCAAUCUUCGAUAAAGCUGGUGGAGGUGCGAUGAGCUCCAGCACUGCCACGAUCGUUGUUGGAGUCAUGCAAGUCGUUGCGGUCUUCAUCAGCACUCUGGUGGUUGAUAGAUUGGGAAGGAGAUUGCUACUUCUUGCCUCCAUCAUUUCCAUGAGUAUUUCUGCUCUCGUUAUGGGAGUUUACUACCAUCUGAAGGACAGUGGAAAUCCAGUUGCUGAUGACAUCGGCUGGUUACCUCUUCUCGCUGUCUGCGUCUUCAUCGUCAUGUUCUCACUUGGAUUUGGGCCCAUCCCCUGGAUGAUGAUGGGAGAGAUUUUCGCACCACAGGUCAAGGGCAUCGCCGGUAGCAGUGCUUGUUUCUUCAACUGGCUCAUGGCCUUCAUUGUCACCAGGUUCUACACUCCUGUUCAAGAUGCAUUGGGAAGUGACUGGACCUUUUGGAUUUUCGCCAUUAUUUGUGCUGUCGGGGUGGCGUUUGUACUGCUGAUCGUGCCGGAGACCAAGGGCAAAAGUUUGGAGGAAAUUCAGGUCGAACUUGGCGGUCGCAGACCGACAGUCGCCAGAUCGAAUUACAGUAAUAAAGUAUGAAAGAAAAGGGAGAAAUAUUUUUUUAUAUAUUGGUAACACUGUGUCACACGAUUGUUGUUGUAACAAGUGUCCAUUUUCAUUCGUUCGUCAUUGUUUUACAAGACUGAUUCUUUGUAUCAUAUCGUACACUCGGCAACGAGAUUUAAUUAAGGUAUUAUUUAUGACACGAUGUAUGACUAAUGAAAGUUUAUCAGAUGUACAUAAAUUAUAUUUGGAGAUAAAUAUUAUGUUUUGUUAUUAGCUUGUCUGAUCGCAUCGUAAUUUUAUUGUUUUUUAUUUUUUCUCUGUAAUGUUAAGACAGACAAAUGUACAUUCGAUAUUUCCUUCCGUCGUAUUUACAAUAUCAUAAUUGUUCCCUCUUUUCACAGUAAUUAUCAUAAGUUAAAGAUUCAGAAUAAAUUUAUAUGUACAAGUCA
This is a messenger RNA of Diachasmimorpha longicaudata, 3329 nucleotides long. Its product is annotated as facilitated trehalose transporter Tret1. Gene Ontology annotation, biological process: carbohydrate transport; transmembrane transport. Lineage: Eukaryota; Metazoa; Arthropoda; Insecta; Hymenoptera; Braconidae. The record is from RefSeq and is a predicted model, not a curated record. The coding region runs from base 1318 to 2913 and encodes 531 amino acids. Gene Ontology annotation, cellular component: membrane. Gene Ontology annotation, molecular function: sugar transmembrane transporter activity. The transcript has 3 exons.